UUAAUUAAAGGACAUAAUAAAAGACAUUCAAUAAUGUACGGAAUUUUAGACGGAAUCGCCCCUUUUUGUAUCUAUCUUGCGAUCUACGGCUUUCGCCAUUUUGUUUAUCGAUGAAUUUCUGAGAGAAUAAUAAAUAUAUCAUUCCUCAGGUGAAUUUGUAUC
This is a messenger RNA of Phyllotreta striolata, 162 nucleotides long. NCBI's taxonomy places the organism in Eukaryota, Metazoa, Arthropoda, Insecta, Coleoptera, Chrysomelidae. The record is from the annotation of a GenBank genome assembly.